Molecule: messenger RNA, 567 nt
Organism: Parnassius mnemosyne (clouded apollo)
Lineage: Eukaryota; Metazoa; Arthropoda; Insecta; Lepidoptera; Papilionidae
Source: the annotation of a GenBank genome assembly
AUGUGGCUGACCAUUUUUUUAUUGUCUCAAACAAAUAACCCUGUGUUUUCAGUAUAUUUUAACACAUAUAAGGAAAUUCCAACAAGAGUUACUCCCUAUAGCCCAAGAGUGAUUGACAAGACAUGUCUCCUUAAGCCAGAAAGUGGUCCGUGCCGAGGGAAUAUUCCUAUGUAUUAUUAUAAGCCUGAAAAACAAGACUGCCUUCAUUUUAGCUGGGGUGGAUGUCAGGGCAAUGGAAAUAGAUUUGAUACUCACGAACAAUGCCUAGAAUCAUGUCUAAGUAAACCGAAUGCACGUCGGAUGCGACCAAAGUGGUGUUUUCUUUCCUUUGAUUAUGGUUUUUGCUUCGGCGCUAUAAAACGGUGGUACUACGACGCCCGUUGGAAGGUUUGCAAGGAAACUAUAUACUCCGGUUGUGGUGGAAAUAAAAAUAACUUUUACAACAUAGAACAAUGCGAUUCAAUAUGUCGGUUCGGCAAUGGAUAUAUUAAGAAGGCAUCAGAAUCAAGAGGAAAUUUAAAAAAAGUAUUAAUUGUCAAUCCCUUGAAUGCGAAUCGAACGUCAUAA